AUGUCCGGAGGAGACAUGGCCAAACCCCUCCUGGGCCAUCGGAGCAUGGAGGGUGACCCCAGCAUCACGCCUGCGGCCGGACGCACCAUCGGGGUGCUGGGGAGUGGGGACUUUGCGCGGUCGUUGGCCAUCCGCCUGGUGUGCUCCGGGUUCAAGGUGGUGGUCGGCAGCCGCAACCCGAAGCGAAAAGCCGGCCUCUUCCCUUCCGCAGCAGAAGUCACCUUCCAGGCUGAGGCGGUGAAGAAGACAGAUGUCAUUUUUGUGGCGGUUUUCAGGGAACAUUACUCUACCCUCUGUGACCUGGCUGAUGUGCUGGUGGGCAAGAUCCUGGUGGACGUUAGUAACAACACCGAGAUCAACCAUCGCAAAGAAUCCAAUGCUGAGUACUUGGCUUCCCUGUUCCCAGCCUGCACUGUGGUCAAGGGGUUUAAUGUGGUUUCUGCGUGGACGCUGCAGUCAGGUGCCAGGGAUGGAAAUAAGCAGGUUCUGAUUUGCUCAAAUAACCAAGAAGCCAAGCGCACCGUAGCAGAAAUUGCUCAAGUUAUGGGAUUCACCCCUGUGGACAUGGGCUGCAUGUCAUCAGCCUGUGAGAUCGAGAACAUUCCCCUGCGCCUCUUGCCAGCCUGGAAAAUCCCCAUCUUUUUGGCUCUGGGGCUCUUUCUUUGCUUUUUCACUUACAACCUGAUACGGCAGGUCAUCCACCCUUACAUCAGGGAGCAGAAGAACAAGUUGUACAAGAUCCCCAUCGAGGUGGUCAACACAACGCUGCCUUGCGUGGCCUACGUCAUGCUGUCUCUCGUCUACCUGCCCGGGGUGCUGGCAGCCUGCUCGCAGCUCUACUAUGGCACCAAAUACAGGCGCUUUCCAGAUUGGCUCGACCAGUGGCUCCAGCACCGAAAGCAGAUUGGUCUCCUCAGCUUCUUCUGUGCGGCUUUGCAUGCCGUGUACAGCCUCUGUUUGCCUAUGCGCCGCUCCCACCGCUACCAGUUGAUCGAGACGGCCGUCAAGCAGGCUGUGGAGAAGAAGAUGAAUAUCUGGGUAGAGGAGGAAGUCUGGAGGAUGGAGAUUUAUAUCUCUGUUGGAAUAAUUGCCCUGGGCUUGCUGUCGUUACUUGCCAUCACUUCACUUCCAUCCAUCGCAAACUCUCUCAACUGGAGGGAAUUCAGUUUCAUACAGUCCACCCUUGGAUUUAUUGCCUUGGUAAUCAGCACUCUGCACACACUCACGUACGGAUGGUCGAGGGCCUUCGAUGAGAACCAGUACAAAUUCUACCUGCCUCCGACCUACACCCUCACGCUGCUCGUCCCAUGUACUGUGAUCCUAGCAAAAGUCAUCUUCAAUUUGCCCUGCAUCCGGCAAAGACUUCUGCGAAUCAGGAGGGGCUGGGAGAAGGGGAGAUACGUGAAGUUUGUUCUGCCCAGUGCAACAGGGGAAUACUCAAGCGGGGAGACCUCUAGCAAUGUCUAACAGAGCCCCGGCUGUGACAGAGGAUUUCAAAGCACUAUCGACAUUUCUAUAAAGGUGUUUCUUUUUCUUAUAUGUAUGUUUUGGUAUAAUUGUAUUGUGGGUAAAUAAUAAAAUUAGAAAAUGGAUGACCGUGAAACUAGUUUAGACAGUAGUAGUUAAAUUAUAUUGCCGAUUUGCUAGGACAAUUAUUGCCUUAAAAAUGACCGUGAAA
This is a messenger RNA of Gymnogyps californianus (California condor), 1678 nucleotides long. RefSeq names its product STEAP3 metalloreductase (gene STEAP3). Gene Ontology annotation, biological process: copper ion import. Lineage: Eukaryota; Metazoa; Chordata; Aves; Accipitriformes; Cathartidae. Bases 1 to 1467 code for a protein of 488 amino acids. Gene Ontology annotation, cellular component: endosome; plasma membrane. The transcript has 4 exons. The record is from RefSeq and is a predicted model, not a curated record. Gene Ontology annotation, molecular function: cupric reductase (NADH) activity; ferric-chelate reductase (NADPH) activity.